Messenger RNA from Echinops telfairi (small Madagascar hedgehog), 1017 nucleotides. Its product is annotated as olfactory receptor 1J4-like. Bases 1 to 1017 code for a protein of 338 amino acids. Gene Ontology annotation, molecular function: G protein-coupled receptor activity; olfactory receptor activity. The transcript has a single exon. NCBI's taxonomy places the organism in Eukaryota, Metazoa, Chordata, Mammalia, Afrosoricida, Tenrecidae. Gene Ontology annotation, cellular component: membrane. The record is from RefSeq and is a predicted model, not a curated record. Gene Ontology annotation, biological process: G protein-coupled receptor signaling pathway.
AUGGCUGUGCUCAACCUCUCGAAGUUCCUAACACUCCCCACUUCACUCUAUCCCCAGAUGCAGAAGAGCAGGACGGUGAAGUGGGAGAACCAGAGCAGCAUGUCGGAAUUCCUCCUCCUGGGGCUCCCCAUCCGGCCAGAGCAGCAGACCAUGUUCUUUGCCUUGUUCCUGGGCAUGUACCUCACCACAGUGCUGGGGAACCUGCUCAUCAUCCUGCUCAUCAGGCUGGACUCUCGUCUGCACACCCCCAUGUACUUCUUCCUCAGCCACUUGGCCCUCACGGAUGUCUCCUUUUCAUCUGUCACUGUCCCAAAGAUGCUGCUGAACAUGCAGACUCAACACCUCUCCAUCUCCUAUCCGGAGUGCAUUUCCCAGGUGUAUUUUUAUUUCCUUUUUGGUUGUGUUGAUAACCUCCUUCUCGCAGUGAUGGCAUAUGACAGGUAUGUGGCCAUCUGUCACCCUCUACACUACAGCAUCAUCAUGAGAAAAGAGCGCUGUGUCCUGCUGGUGGCUGGCUCCUGGCUAACUUCCUGUGGCAGUGCCCUUUUGCAUACCCUCCUCUUGGCGAGACUAUGGUUCUGUGCUGACCACAGAAUUCCCCACUUUUUCUGUAGUCUCACCAUCCUGCUCAAGCUUUCCUGCUCAAGCACGUCCCUCAAUGAGCUGGCCGUAUUCACCGAAGGAGCGAUGACUGUCAUCUUUCCGUUGACUGGCAUCCUGGUCUCUUACGGCCGCAUUGGCGCCUCUAUCUUGAAGAUCCCUUCUACCAAAGGUAUCUGCAAAGCGUGGUCUACCUGUGGCUCUCACCUCUCAGUGGUGUCUUUGUUUUAUGGAACCAUUGUGGCACUGUACUUUUUCCCAUCUUCAAGCAACUCCAAUGAGAAAGACAUGAUUGCCUCCCUAAUGUAUACAGUAGUUACCCCCCUGUUGAAUCCUUUCAUUUAUAGCCUCCGAAAUAGAGACAUCAAAUUGGCUCUGGGGAUGCUUUUCAGAGGUGUUGUCUGUUUCUCCAAGUGA